GGAGGGAAGGGUGGUGGUAGGCUAGGUAAAGAAAUAAAUAAAUAAAUUGUCACGACGAGCCCGCGCACGGUGCCAUGCGCGUUCGCGCGCUCCGCUGCGCACAGACAGCCGGUGCGGAGAGUCGAGAGGAGGAGGGGGCAGAGAGGCAGGAGAGAGCUGCUAAACGCUGGUGGUGACAGAGAAACGGCAGCGAGCGAGCGAGCGAGCGCAUACAGUCUGAGGAGCAGCGGAUGCGACAAGAUGCUGAGAGUCGCCUUGCUGUGCGUGUGCGCCGUCGCCCUCGGACGCGCCUCCGCGCGCUCCGACAGCGGCAAUUUUUUGGACGAUAAGUGGCUGACCGGGAGGUGGGAUAAAUUCAGAGAUGAAGUUGAGGAGCCUGGGACAUGGACUCCUUCCAAGCCUUUCGAUCAAGGUCUUGAUCCUGCCAAAGACCCCUGUCUAAAGAUCAAAUGCGGUCGGCACAAGGUCUGUGUGGCGGAGGAUUAUAAGACUGCCACUUGUGUCAGCCAGAGGAGAGUUAGCUUCAAAGACGCCAGUUUGUACCAGAGUCCGGGGUCAAAGUGCAAACCGUGCCCCGUGGUUCAUCCCUCCCCUGUCUGUGGAAGUGAUGGCCACACUUACUCCACAAAGUGUAAGCUCGACUACCAGGCAUGCAUCUCAGGAAAGAAGAUUACUGUGAAGUGUCCUGGCAUGUGUCCCUGCACCUCCCAGCCUGAGAAGAGUUCGGUAGAAAAGAAAGUGUGCAGUGAGUCGGACCUAAAAGAGGUGGUGAGUCGCCUCAGGGACUGGUUCCGAGUGCUGCACGAGAAUGGCAACCACAAGAGAGUCAAGAUCCAAAAGCCAGAGAAAAGCAAGUUUGAAGUCGGCGCGUCACCUAUUUGCAAGGAUCCUCUGGGGUGGAUGUUCUCCCGGCUGGACACCAACUUUGACCUACAGCUGGACCAGUCAGAAAUCAAGAGUCUGUAUUUGGACCGGAACGAGCCGUGCUCAGAUGCUUUCUUUAGGUCCUGCGAUACUCACCCAGACAAAGUUAUAACCAGCUCUGAGUGGUGCACAGGCUUCCAGAGAUACACAGAUUCUCCGUGUAAAGCGGAGCUGUCUAGUAUGAACAAAAAGCAAGCUGGGAAGAAGUUACUUGGCCAGUACAUGCCAUCCUGCGAUGAGGAAGGUUACUACAGGUCUCACCAGUGUCACAGCAGCAGCGGCCAGUGCUGGUGUGUCGAUCGCUAUGGCAACGAAGUCGCGGGCUCACGCACCCACGGUCCUGCAGACUGCGGCGUCGUUUUGGAGUCUUCCGGGGACCUCGGCAGCGGCGACUCGCUCUUCAGCGACGACGACGACGAAGACUCGUUUGUCCUCAGUGAUCAAGCUGGCACGGACGAUGAAGAUGAUGAGGAUGAUGAUGGGGAUGAUGAUGAUGGGAAUGAUGAGUAUUUGUCAUAAUUUUUUAAGAUAACAAAAAAAGAAAAACAUUUAAAAAAAAAGAAAGAAAGUUUGUAAAAAUGUUUGGUCAAAUUGCACGUUUCUAGGUGACUCCCCAGGCAAAUCUUUCAUUGUUCUAACAGCCUUUGGACUGCUGUCUGUGUAUUUUUUCAUCAGUUAAGUAAAAAAAUAAGCUAUAUUCCUGGGAAAAAAAUAUUUCUAUUCCUAUUUAUGUAGAAAAUAUGGAUGGUUAAUGGCACUUGUUCACUUGUAAGUCAGCCAAACCAGAGAAAACAAGAACUAGUUGCCAAUCGGUCCAUCACUUUGGAUUUGAGACCUUUUUUCCUCCAGCUGAUAGUCUUUCAGUGUCUCCCAUCUUUGUGCAGCACUCUAAUGCCUGAGUGUGUUGAUGCCUGAGGCACAAUGUUAAAGAGAUUUUCCCCUCCCUCAGUCCUCCAUGUUGCUCCUCUCCUCCCCUUACACUUUUAUCCUUAUCAGAUGUUCCUAUGUAUAGGUGGGAUGUUGAUGAUGUAGAUAGGAGAAUAUUGCACUCUUGAGGUUUCUUUUGAUUUCUGUGACUGUAACUAUGUUAAAAAAUAGCAAAAAAAAAGAUAAACAUCAGACAAACUAAGACAAAAGAAAAGAGAAUCCAAGUUCUAGAUAAGGGCCAGAACCGACGCGUCAGAUGUUUGUACCGAUGCACGCAUCACGUCAGAUCAUCACAAAGGCUCAGUGAGACGAGAAAUAUUCCUGCUUGGCUUGUGGUGUGUGGGUGGGGUUUGGGUAUUAUCUAUUUUUGUAAUCCGUCUCUGAAUGAAUCUAUAGUACAAAAAAAAAAAAAUUUGUCUUAGCUCAUCCAUCACUUUGUGAUGUCGUUUUAGGUUACAGAAGCCAAACUUUUGAGGAACUCUAAAUACACGAGAACUUGAGGUCGUUGUAAAUUGAAAAAAAAAAAAAAAAUCCCCUCAGGUCUGUACAGAUACUCCAACAGGUCGUCAAUUCCUUCAAAAAAAAAAGCUCAUUAGAGCUCAGCGUGAGGAGAUUUUAGCACACGGAGAACAAAUAAAUAUCUUGCACAAUGAGUAAACCGCAGAGCCAUGCAGACCUGCUGAAGACGCAGAGUGGAGGUUCAAAGGCUAGGUGUGCCUUUCACUGGUAAGGACAGCUGGUGGUGAUGGAGGGACAAGCAUGCUUACUGGACUGACUUCAACUUGUCUUUAUACUGGAUAAGAGUAGCUUUACUCUUAAUCCCAUUUGGACUUGAGUGUGGGCUUUUUUUGUUUGUUUGUUUGUUUGGGGUCUCUCUUGUAAAGGUGUUUACUCGGCCAUUCAUCCGAUGUUUUAAUUUGUAAUAUAGGAUUACUAGAAUGUAGAGAAGCACAUCGAUGCUUAGCAGUUAAGGCGUAUAAACAUUUAGACUCUGCUGGAUAUGAACAUGUUUUAUAAAUAUAUAUAUAUUAUACACUGGCUAGGGGAAACUUUGGUUUAGACAUCUUGAUUUGACAAAAAAAAAAACAGUUUUUGCUUUCACCGUGUUUUAAAAGCUUCGUUUGUACUUAAUCUGCUCUAAAAACAUUUCAAAUCAGAGGGUUCAACUUUUAGCAAAUAUGUGAGUACCGUUAGGAGGACCUGGGAUCAAUUUUUCACCAAAUUAUUCUGCAAUUUUGGCUCUAUUUUGAAUUAACUUUUCCUUUGAUAGCUUGAGAAGUGCCAUCCAUGUCCACCUUUUUUUUUUUUCUUUUAAUUUCACGUCCUUCAUCGAUGCUUCUCCCACUGAAAUCCAGCUUCAUUUUAUAGACUGAAAGGUGUUUCUGUCAUGGAGUGAGAAGAAGUGAGAGUGAUGACAUGCAAACCAUUUUUUAAAGACCUCAGACACUGUAGCCACUCUCAACCAAUCACACAUCACAGCUCUGAUAGGUAUAGGUUAUGAUACAGAUGCAUUUUUUACAGUGUAUGUAUGUUUUGCUGAAAUAAAAGCUAUAUUGUCCAAUA
This is a messenger RNA of Oryzias melastigma (Indian medaka), 3414 nucleotides long. RefSeq names its product SPARC (osteonectin), cwcv and kazal like domains proteoglycan 3 (gene spock3). The coding region runs from base 241 to 1443 and encodes 400 amino acids. Lineage: Eukaryota; Metazoa; Chordata; Actinopteri; Beloniformes; Adrianichthyidae. The record is from RefSeq and is a predicted model, not a curated record. Gene Ontology annotation, molecular function: calcium ion binding; protein binding. The transcript has 12 exons.